Messenger RNA from Callithrix jacchus (white-tufted-ear marmoset), 1339 nucleotides. RefSeq names its product endoplasmic reticulum protein 29 (gene ERP29). Gene Ontology annotation, biological process: protein secretion. NCBI's taxonomy places the organism in Eukaryota, Metazoa, Chordata, Mammalia, Primates, Cebidae. The record is from RefSeq and is a predicted model, not a curated record. Gene Ontology annotation, cellular component: endoplasmic reticulum; endoplasmic reticulum lumen.
ACGCGAGUUUCGCCGAGUACGCGUGCGCGGCAGUUUUCACCGCCCCUCACGAGGCCCCACCUUCUCACCCUAUAACGACGGGAGCCUCCAGGGGUGUCCACGUGAGCGCACGUGAGCGCGCGCGAGCCUGUUUCCCCCCCCUCCAGUCACGUGACCGCUGACUCGGGGCGUUCUCCACUACCGGCUACCUACCUCUCCCUCGCGGAACCCGGCGAUAUGGCUACCGCCGUACCCCGCGCAGCGUCUCUCUCCCCGCUGCUUCCCGUUCUCCUGGGCUUCCUGCUCCUUUCCGCUCCGCAUGGCGGCAGCGGCCUGCACACCAAGGGCGCCCUUCCCCUGGAUACAGUCACUUUCUACAAGGUCAUUCCCAAAAGCAAGUUCGUCUUGGUGAAGUUCGACACCCAGUACCCCUACGGUGAGAAGCAGGAUGAGUUCAAGCGUCUUGCUGAAAACUCGGCUUCCAGCGAUGAUCUCUUGGUGGCAGAGGUGGGGAUCUCAGAUUAUGGUGACAAGCUGAACAUGGAACUGAGUGAGAAAUACAAGCUGGAUAAAGAGAGCUACCCAGUCUUCUACCUCUUCCGGGAUGGGGACUUUGAGCAUCCAGUCCCAUAUACUGGGGCAAUUAAGGUUGGAGCCAUCCAGCGCUGGCUGAAGGGCCAAGGGGUCUACCUAGGUAUGCCUGGUUGCCUGCCAGCAUACGACGCUCUAGCUGGGGAGUUCAUCAGGGCCUCUGGUGUGGAGGCCCGCCAGGCCCUCUUGAAGCGGGGGCAGGAUAAUCUUUCAAGUGUGAAGGAGACUGAGAAGAAGUGGGCUGAGCAAUACCUAAAGAUCAUGGGGAAGAUCUUAGACCAAGGGGAGGACUUCCCAGUAUCAGAGAUGACACGGAUCGCCAGGCUGAUUGAGAAGAACAAGAUGAGUGACGGGAAGAAGGAGGAGCUCCAGAAGAGCUUAAACAUCCUGACUGCCUUCCAGAAGAAAGGGGCUGAGAAAGAGGAGCUGUAAAAAGGCUCUCUAUGGUUUUCCAGGGUUUGGUGGGGUUGGGGAGGGAGAGUUAACCUGCUGGCUGUGAGUCCCUUGUGGAAUAUAAGGGGGUGGUGGGAAAAGUGGUACUAACCCACAGUUCUGAGCCCUGCUUCUGCCUGGACAUUAAUGCUGAUAUGACCAUGCUUAGGAUGUCUCUAGCUGGUCUGGGGAUAGCUGGAGCCCUUACUCAGGUGGCUGGUGAGUUGACCCCUCAGAAGGAAUUGGUGCUAUAAAGAGGAGAGAGGAGUAUUCGGCCCAGGUCUUUGACAGGUGUAAAUCUGAUUCAAUUAAAGUUUCAGUGUUUUGGUUAAGUGGA